This is a messenger RNA of Ceratitis capitata (Mediterranean fruit fly), 5080 nucleotides long. RefSeq names its product myb-like protein X (gene ear). Bases 675 to 4058 code for a protein of 1127 amino acids. Gene Ontology annotation, cellular component: super elongation complex. Lineage: Eukaryota; Metazoa; Arthropoda; Insecta; Diptera; Tephritidae. Gene Ontology annotation, biological process: regulation of DNA-templated transcription. The record is from RefSeq and is a predicted model, not a curated record. The transcript is spliced from 3 exons.
GAAUGAAAAGUGGCAAGUCGUAAUGCAUUUUAACAAAGUUCAAAACCAUCUAAUGGGAACUGCAGCUAAAAGAAGAACGCAAACAAAUGAGAGGAAAGAAAAUGUGAGAAAAUAGAGAAAUGUGAAGAAGUUCAGUAAUCGAAAGCAGCGCGGAAGAGGUCGUUACUGAAUUGUUAAAAAUAUGUGUUUUAUUUAAAAAAGAGGUAUAAAUGGAGUGAUUAUGGUUAUUAAUACAAGUUCAUGAAGUAUUAAACAAUUAUAUUGAAAUAUUUAUUACAUCCUUAAAGCGGAAAAGGACGCAAAUCUGUGCAAAGUGAAUAAAAGUAGUAAGAGGACGUGAAAAAAUCGAAGUGAAAAAGUGAGUGGGGGCAGCAGCCUCAGCAGCGACGUUGACAGAGCAGCAGUAGUCGAUUAAAAGGUGAGCAUGGCAAAAAUUUAUCCACCAUUUGAAAUUUUAUGCUCAAUAUAUUGUAUCUUUAAAUUAAGAUCGUAGACGGAGAGACAAGUGGAUUAUUUGGUAAAAUAUAAAAGUGUGAAUAAGGGAGUGCUUUCCGCAUACAAAACUCCUUGUUUGCUGGUCAGUAGGACAGCCACCAAUCAAUUGGGCGCCCCGCCGCAGCUGUCUAAGUGAUCAUUAAUAAUUUCUGUAUUCAACCACUAUUCUAUUCGCUCAGAUGGCUGUGAAAGUACAAUUCGAGAUCGGUCAUACGGCGAGGUUGCGGGGUAAAAAAACGCCUGAAGGAUUUACACAUGAUUGGGAAUUGUAUGUGCGUGGUGUUAAGGAUGUAGAUAUCAGCAACUACGUUGACAAGGUCGUCUUCAAUUUACACGAUUCCUUUCCAAAACCAAAGAGGGUUUGUAAUAAGCCGCCAUAUGUUAUAACUGAGUCAGGAUACGCCGGUUUUCUGCUGCCAAUCGAUAUUUAUGUUCGUAAUCGUGACGAGCCAAAGCGCAUUCAAUUUACUUACGAUCUAGAUUUGCAACAGACCGGACCUCCACAUCAUCGUUCAGAAGUUCAGAAGUUUGUAUUUGACCAUGUUACGGAAGAUUUUCGUCAGAAGUUGCUUAAAGGUGGUGGCAUACCAGUGACAGGCGCAGGCAUGGUUGGUGGAACUGCUGCACUACCAAGUAAUACCACUCCGAAUGCCGCUUUGAGCGAUGAAGGUGGUGGUAUGAUUAGCAAGCCGAAGUUGACUAGCGGUGAUACUGUUGGUGGAAGUAAUAGUAAAAAACAUAAAACUCGUGUGGAUGAUUCUAAGAGUAACUCGUUUGCUAAUCUUUUCGGCGCACCAAUCAAAAGCGCAUCUAAUAAACACUCGCCAGAUAGCAAAAAUAACGCUACGAAUACUGUGGGUGGCAAAGCUGUACCAAACCCGGCCAGUGCGAGCAGCAGUGUUAGUGGAGGAGGUAGCACUCCUAACUCUGGAAGUAACAACACUAGCAACGCAAAUUCAAAAGAUAAAUCUAGCAAGGAACGGGACAAAACUCACAGCUCGUCAACGGCGCAGUCGACAGGCACCGAAAAACUGCGUGAAAAAUCGGAUAAAAAGGAAAAACACAAGUCCAAUUCAAGCCCACACAAAGAGUCACGCGGUGAGAGCAAAAAGUCCGGUGAAAGCAGUAAACAUGAAAAGCGUGAAGAGUCUAAAUCUAAGAAGGAUAAAUCUAGAGACAAAGAACGUGAACGUAGUCGUGAGAAAGGUGCAAGUGGUGCCACCAAACGACCGCUAAGUCCGAAGAGUAGUGCGCGCGAUCUUGGUGCACCGAGUCCAAAGCGACCUACUCCGCCCAGGCCGUCAUCCUCCGCUAGUGGCCGUGUUGAAGAAGUUAAACCUUCCGGCAGUAACAGGGUGGAGAGCAAAGAGUCAAAGCCCCGCGAAGAAAAGUCGAGUUCAAGUGGUAAAAAAUCCAAGAAAGAAAAGAAAGAUAAGGGAAAAGAUCGUGACAAAGAGCGUCGAGAUGAGCAUAAAGAGAAACAUCGUAGUGCCGAAGGAAAAUUAAAAGAAUCAAAAGAUGAACGCCAUGGUAGUACCGUUACAGGAAACGUUAGCGUAAGUGCCAGUGGCAGCAAUGCUACGACACAUGUUGCUAGUGGUAACGGUGUUGCAGCUGACGCUAAAGAUAUUAAGGGCCGAAGCUCCCCGGCAAAUUUAAACGUAAAGAAAACCGAAAAGGAUAGUAAGGAUAAAAUGGAAGGGGCAAAGUCAGCAAAUACGACAAAAACCAACGAAAAGGUAUUGUCAAAUUCGAUAACUGCUCAAACAGCUAGUACAUCAACUGUAAGUGGCGAUAAGAAAUCCUCAAGCGCCACAAACAAUCAAGGAGAGAAGGUAGAGAAGGAAAAGGAUAAAGAAAAAGAUAAGGAGAAAAAGUCACAUAAGCACAAGAAAAAAGACAAAAACAAAGACAAAGAUAAGGAACGUGAUAAGGAGCGCGAAAAGGACAAGCAUAAAGAAAGAGAAAAGGAGAAAGAUCGUGAUAAGGAUCGCUCCGAUGAAAAGACGCGCUCUGACAAGCAUGCAGACACAAAUACGAAUAAUAAUCCAAACUUAACGACAAAUACCUCUGCAAAUGCCCCUGGUACUAAAUCCACAGCUUUGCCUUCAGAUGACCAUGCGCCUCUUAGUGAUUCGACCAAAACCGAAGCAAACGUUGCUGCUUUGGUGAAUUCCACAAACAAUCUUGCAAAUAGCAACAGCCUUAAUAACAAUAACAACACCGGAGUGGUAUCUACUGCUCCGACCAAAAAGUCACAAAGCAAAGAAAAGAAGUCCAGAGAGAAGACAUCCAAAGAAGACAAACGAAAUUCUGCGGAAGUUGGCGAAUUAGAACCACGAGGCAACCAUAAACAUCCCAAAACAAAUACUGGUACCGGCUCUGCAACAGCAUCUGCAACAACCAGCAGUAAUAACUCCGCUAAUAGCAGUAAAAGUGCUGAUACAAUGGAAGUUGAAAAAGCGCUUACAUUAAAUGAACCUGCCCGAUCAGCGACAACAUCACCAACAGUAACACAAUCCUCGGCGACAGCGGCCGUUACAGCAGCUGGCAACACGCCAGCCGCUAUACAUUCGGACAGCUCGAAUAGUAGUUUCCCGGAUUUGGUGCCGAAGCCGCCAGAGUCUAACAAAACAACAACAACAACAUCGCCCAGUAAUAAAUCGGACAUAACAACAGCUGAGAAAGUAGACAAGAAUUCAACUACGGGUAAAGAACACAAAUCGCGUGGUAGUGAACGUAACACAAAAGCGAAGGACACAGCCGAUAAACCAGACAAGAUCGAAAAGAAAGUAGAUAAAGUAGAAAAGAAAAGACGUCGAAGCUCAGUGGCUGCUGCCACUGUAUCGGCGAAUACAUUCAUAGAACCGCCAGUGAAACAGGCCAAAAAAGAAUCUAGCAAAGCGGCCCGCGAUCAAGUAAAGUCCCCUGCAUUGCGACAUAGUCGGGCCGCAAGCAUAAGUGGUCCUAUCGGCAUCAGCAACACUAAUGUAAAUACCAUCAGCGGCGGCGUUAGUGGCGGCAACAACAACACAACAGCACAAAAUACCAGCAACAACACUAUGGAUGGAUCAAACAGUGGCAUUACAUUUUUACCGCCACCCCAAAAUGCGACGGGCACAAGUAUGAGCAGUUCGCCUGCUGCUACAUCCAAUACCGUAGCCACUACCAGUGCCAAUACAAGCGCCAGCAACGUCAGCACAAAUGCGAACACGAAUACGAGCGCCUCGAUAACUGUCACUGCAGCCGCGCCACUAGCACCUCCUCAUCCACUCCGACCUGCAUCACCGACUGGAACUGUAGGAGCGUCCGUAGCAGAGACAGCAAAUGCAAACAACGGUGCAACACCAAUAGUACCAAAUGAAUACCUAACUGAAUUACAGGAAUUACAUCACAAAAUUAUGACGCUACAGGACAACGAGGAGUUGCAACAGGUUGUCGAAUUGAUUGCUGCGACUGGUUGUUAUGAGAUAACGGCGAAAACCUUCGAUUUUGAUCUAUGUAAACUUGAUCGCAUAACCGUGCAGCGUUUGCAAGAGUUCUUUGCAACAUCUGUAUCGUGACAUAAGAUACACGCGUAAGAAGUAGAAGCGUCUUGCAGCAGGCGGACAAGCAACUGCAACGCAGCUAUCAAGGCAACUCGGCCGUAUAGCAUUCAAAGCAACAACUAGCCAGUUAUCUACUCGUAAAUACAAGCACGAAAUGUAAUAUUUUGUAUGAAAUGUGAAGAAAAGAGUGGAAAUUAGCGAAUUUCGACACAUUUUUAAACGAAUGUGAACGUUGCAGUUGGGGGCUUUAGUAAUAAUACUACGAAUAGUUCCAUUGCUGUGCUAAUGGAGAUUAUUAUACUGAUAUUUAACGUUAGUUGAAUAACUUAACACUGUAUGUAAGCAUGCGUCUAUAUGCCUAGGAUAAUGCUAAAUGAAUUCGAUUAUCAAUAAACUGGAAAAUUAGCUUGGUUAUGUAUUGGUUGAUCAAUAUAAUUUAAAUGACGGUAUCGUUUUGAAAUGUAAUAUAUACAUAAUAUAUGAAGCCUGCUUAAAUUUAUUUAUUUAUUCUUGUUUUACUUCGUUUUUUUUUCUUUUUAUUUUAUUUUUUUUUAAUAGUUACAUUGCAAAAACCCUCAUACGAGAAUUGCUAUAAAAGCAAGCGACAUUCACAAUCCUUUCUUAAUGUAUAUAUACUUAUGUAUAUUUUGUAUGUAAAUAUAUAUAUAUAUAUAUAUUUAGUUUGUGUUGAAUUUUCAGGAAACUUUUUAUCUACUCACUAAAAAAUUUACUCAUAAAAAUUUGCAUUCAAUGAAGGUUUUUGCUUUGAAAAUGUUGUUGUAUCUGUACUGGGUUAGUAAGAGCAAUGGCUUCAUAAUAUUUACAUAAAUACAUAGGCACAUGUACAUAACCAUCUUUAUGCUAACGGAUAUUCAUAAAAAUGUAAUUUUUAAAAUUUAAUGAUAACAGAAUAUUGUAUUAAGUAUUUCUUAGUGUAGUCUAGCGAGGUUUUCUUAGAACCUAAUCCUUAUAAUGAUUUACUUUUCAAAAACUUUAUUUUCAUUUUUUUUUUCUUUGUGGUUUAGAGAUUUGCGUAU